AUGGCAUCAAUAACAGAAACUUCUGUUACAAAAGUUAUUGAACAUGAACGUCCUGAUGGUAUUUUUCUUAGUUGCGGUGGACAAGUAGCAUUAAACUGUGGUGUUGAAUUAUAUAAAUCAGGUUUUCUUCAAAAAUAUUCAUGUAAUGUAUUAGGAACACCGAUUAAAUCAAUUCAAAUCACUCAAGAUCGAUCUUUAUUUACACAACAUAUGACUUAUAUUGAAGAAAAAGUUGUACCAUAUGAAGUUGUUAAUUCUCUUCAAGAGGCAUUGAAAUCAGCUGAACGAUUUGGUUAUCCAGUUCUUGUUCGAUAUGAUGUUGUUUCACUUGACGAUCGUAGAUCAAGUUAUGCCAAUAAUCGUGAAGAAUUGAUUUCUUUAGAUAAUUCAGCAUUAAUUGAUUCAUCUCAAUUAUUUAUUGAUAAAUCAGUUAAAGGUUGGAAAAAAAUUCAAUAUGAAGUUGUUCGAGAUCAUUAUGAUAAUUUUAUUGUGAUAUGUAAUAUGGAAAAUAUUGAUCCAUUAGCACUUCGUACUGGUGAAUCAAUUGUUGUUGUACCAAGUCAAACAUUAUCAAAUGAUGAAUAUAGUUUAUUACGAAGUGUAUCAAUUAAAAUUGUUCGUCAUUUGAGUAUUAUCGGUGCAUGUAAUGUACAAUUUGCAUUAAAUCCAUUAUCUAGUGAAUAUUAUAUAAUGCGAGUAAAUACACAAUUAUCUCGUUCAUCUGCAUUGGCAUCAAAAGCAACUGGUUAUCCAUUAGCAUUUAUAACAGCUGAACUUGCAAUUGGAAUGAGGUUAACUAAUUUAAACAAUAGUUUUACAGAUGAAACAUUUGCUUAUUGUGAACCAAGUCUUGAUUAUGUUGUAAUUAAAGCUCCAAAAUUAGAUUUAAGAAAAUUUCUUCGAUAUUCAAAUGAAAUUGAAAGUUCUAUCGAAAGUGUUGAUGAAGUUAUGUCUAUUGGUAGGUCAUUUGAAGAAGCUUUUCAACAAGCUUUAAGAAUGAUUCAUGAAGAUGUAAUUGGUUUUCAUCCAUAUUCAAGAACAAUUACAGAUGAUGAAUUAAAUAUUCCAACCGAUGAACGUAUUUUUCUAUUAGCAACAGCUCUUCGUCAAGGUUAUACAGUUGAACGUUUAUUUGAAUUAACAAAAAUUGAUAGAUGGUUUCUUCAUAAAUUUCAAUCCAUCAUUCAAUUUAUUGUUCAUCAUUUUAAUUCAUCUAUUAUUCAAAACAAAUCACUUUUACUUGAAGCAAAACGUUUAGGUUUCUCUGAUCAACAAAUUAGUAUAUAUUGUGGUAGUACAGAAGUUGAAGUUCGUGCAUCACGUCAACAAUUUGUUAUUAAACCAUUAAUUAAACAAAUUGCUACAGUUUCUGAUGAAUCACCAACACAAAUAAAUUAUUUUUAUUUAACAUAUCAUGGUAAUCAGGAUGAUAUACAGUUAAGUCCAAAUAAAGAAACAUCAAUUCUUGUACUUGGAUCUUUUUUUUAUGAAAUUGGUAAAUAA
This is a messenger RNA of Rotaria sp. Silwood2, 1503 nucleotides long. Lineage: Eukaryota; Metazoa; Rotifera; Eurotatoria; Philodinida; Philodinidae. The record is from the annotation of a GenBank genome assembly.